AUGAAGAUCAUUGAAAAGAUUAAUGCGAGCGUAGAGCAACAGGAGGUAUUCUACUCGUUUGAGUUCUUUCCACCUAAGACUCCUGCAGGUGUAGAUAAUCUGUAUGCGCGCAUGGACCGCAUGGCGGCACUUGAGCCGCUCUUUUGUGAUAUGACGUGGGGUGCUGGUGGCUCAAGCGCGCAGCUCACACUGGAACUCAGUGCUAACGCACAGAAGCUUAGUGGAAUGGAUAUGCUUAUGCAUAUGACGUGCACCAACAUGGCGGAGAGUGACAUCAAGAAGGCACUGGGCCAGGCCAAGGACGCUGGCAUCCAGAACAUCCUGGCACUGCGAGGAGACCCUGCACGUGGCGCUGCCAGCUUUGAUGAGUGCAACCGUGGAUUUUCUCAUGGUGUGGAUCUUGUGCGCUAUAUCCGUGACAAUUAUGGCGAUUACUUCUGCAUCGGCGUUGCAGGAUACCCCGAGGGCCAUGCUGAAAGCCAAGAGGACAAGAAGGCCAAUAUUCAGUAUCUCAAAGAAAAGGUAGAUGCUGGAGCAGAUUUUGUGAUUACACAGCUCUUCUACGAUGUGCAAGUGUUUUUGGAAUUUAUAAAGGAGUGUCGUGCCGUUGGCAUCACAGUGCCUAUCAUACCAGGCAUUAUGCCUAUUCAGAAUUACGGUGGCUUUGAGCGUAUGACGUCGUUUUGCAAGACGUUUGUACCUGAGGAUAUACGCAAGGCAUUGGAGCCCAUUAAGGACAAUGAUGAAGCCGUUAAGGACUAUGGGGUGCAGCUUGGCAUAACUAUGAGCCAGCAGUUGAUUGAUGCUGGCGUGCCUGGUCUGCACUUCUAUACGCUCAACCUGGAACGAUCUGUGCGUCGUAUCUUGGAAGGACUAUCGUCGCUAUCCAGCCGUGUCCCGCGUCGUGAAUUACCCUGGCAGACGUCAGCGCUGUCAAAGCGUGCGUCCGAGAGUGUACGUCCGAUCUACUGGUCCAACCGACCUAAGAGUUAUGUUCACCGCACGGCCAUGUGGGAUGAAUAUCCAAACGGACGCUGGGGCAAUAGUGAAAGCCCUGCGUUUGGAGAGCUCACGGAGUCACACUUUGCACCAUCUAAUAUGUGGACACCAAUCGAGCGCCGCGCGAUGUGGGGUAACGCACCUGCCACGAAGGAAGACAUUCGCCGCACGUUCGUACAGUACGUACGUGGCGAAAUAUCAAGUCUACCAUGGUGUGAUGCUGCACUGCACGCUGAGACGUCAACCGUCCAACAGGAACUCGCCGCUGUCAAUUCCGCCGGAUUCUUAACAAUCAAUAGCCAGCCACGCGUGAACGGUGUGUUGUCCGAUGACCCGAUGUUUGGCUGGGGAGGACCUGGUGGCCGUGUAUAUCAAAAGGCGUACGUAGAAUGCUUUGUGUCACCCGAGAACAUGAAGGUAAUUAUUGAUAAUGCUGCCAAGAAGCCUUCAGUGCAAUAUCAUGCUGUAAACCUGAACGGCCACUCAUACUCGAACGCCAGCAAGUCAGCUGUAGCCGUGACGUGGGGUGUUUUUCCGAACAAGGAGAUCCUGCAACCUACGAUCGUAGACAGUAGUAGUUUUUUGGUGUGGAAAGACGAGGCGUUUGCGUUGUGGCUUAAGCUGUGGGCAUCGCUUUACGAGGAAGGCAGUCAAUCGUUCAAGCUGCUGCACGAGAUCCACGACACAUACUUCCUCGUGAGUAUCGUGGACAACGACUUUGUCAACGGCAAUAUUUGGGACCUGUUUAAGACCCCGGUCUGCGCGACUACGGCGCCGUAG
Messenger RNA from Peronospora belbahrii, 1779 nucleotides. The record is from the annotation of a GenBank genome assembly. NCBI's taxonomy places the organism in Eukaryota, Oomycota, Peronosporomycetes, Peronosporales, Peronosporaceae.